Messenger RNA from Haemonchus placei, 294 nucleotides. Lineage: Eukaryota; Metazoa; Nematoda; Chromadorea; Rhabditida; Trichostrongylidae. The record is from the annotation of a GenBank genome assembly.
AUGGGACAGGUCAUUAAGAAGAAGACCUCGGAACGGACGUUGGUGGAUGGUGCUGCUGACAUUGGUGAAAGCAUGUUCUUCAAUGUGUCCAGGAGUAGAUUAAUGAAAAGCCAUCUACGUUUGAGCAUCGUAUGUGGAACUGACCAAUAUUGCAAAAGCAUCGGUCACGUCACACUUGGACCGAAAACAAGCGGAAAGGAACUUGGUCACUGGAAACGUGCCCUUAGCGGUGAAGGACCUCCAUUGGCAACUUGGCAUGCAGUUCGACCGCGAAGUACAGCCUUAGGACUUUGA